AUGAUAUCGAAGAACAUUUUCUCUAUUCUUGCAUUCGUUUGCUUUUCUCUUACUACAGCAUUUGUUGCUCCAGAUUUAGUAAAUUCUGGUGUUUACGUAGCAGAUAUCAUCUUUUCUGUUUCAAAUGGAACUUCCGUCCCAUUUGUUAUUUACUCAAAAACCGGCCUUUCUGUGAAAGUUGAUGCCACUAAUCCCAUUUAUCCCAACUCUAGUGUUUCUAUAACUUGGGAUCUCACCUAUAUUGAUGGAGAAGAGGCUAAGAUUAGUCUCACCAGCUUAAAAGAUUCAACUCUUGAUUACACUGUAAUAAGUGUUCUAAAUAAUGGUGCUGCAACUGUUGAUGUCGCCAAUCAAUUUGGUUCUGGCAUAUCAGAAACUUUUACUAUCCUUUCUAAAGACGACCUUAAGGUUGACCUCGACAAGGCAAGCUUAGCUCCUCGAACUGCUAUUGCCAUUACUUGGAAACCAAUUAAUACCCUGGGUCUCGCAAAUAUUUCCAUCAUUCGUCUUUCAACUAAAAAAGUUACCGAGAUCGCAGUUAAUAUCGAUGAUAAUGGCCCUUUCGAGUUGGCUGGUGAUUACGCCCCCGGUGCGUAUCAGGUCAUUGUCAACUCUUCAAUUGGCAGCGGUGUUUCCGAGAUUUUUCAAGUUACGACAACAUCACUUGAAGUCACAGCUGCUCCAAACAAUAUAUCCUCUGCAGAUCCCAAGACCACAGUAUCCUGGACUCCACACGAUGAAUAUCAAAAGGAAGUUAUUCUUUACAUCAAAAAAGGUGAAACAGAAGUUGAUAAAAUGGCUGUCGAAAACAGCGGCUCCUACUCACUUGAUCUCACUACGAUGGGCUUGUCUCCAGGCCUAUAUAGCGUUGGUAUUAAUUCGGAUAUUGGGGAUGGAUUCUCGAAGCUUUAUAUUUACAGCAAUGCUGGCUUGGAUGUUUCUUCUCCAAAUGCCGCAUCAUCUAUUUUCAACAACACGGAAGCAAUGCGUGUUGAAUGGGAAUCAUUCGAUGAAUCUGUUUCCGAUGUUCAGAUCACUCUGGUCAACAAUAAUACAGGUGAAAAAGUUGUGAAGAUAGCUGAAAACACCGGAUCUUAUGAUGUUAAUAUUGCCGAGUUGAAUCUUGAAGUCGGAACUUACCAUGCUAUUGUAAGCUCAGACUUUGGUGCUGGCAUAUCGUCUCCAUUCAUCCUUCGCUAUGCUGAACACCUCAAAAUUAACUCUCCAAAUGCGACGACCAAUAUUUCUCAAGCGGGUUCAAUUCUAUUUAACUGGCUUCCAACAAAUCUAGCAGGCGGAAAUGUCUCCAUAAAGAUCUAUCAGCCUUCAAACAAAGAUAUUGUUUAUGGUCCGUUCAGCACUGCUGAUGAUGGAAAUGCAGAAUUGAACCUUGCAGACAAGGUCAUUAACAAAAAUCUUGCUUUAGAUAAUAACCUUCCUUUUGUUGGAAGCCAGUAA
Mitosporidium daphniae is the source of this 1458-nucleotide messenger RNA. RefSeq lists its product as uncharacterized. The record is from RefSeq and is a predicted model, not a curated record. The transcript is spliced from 2 exons. Bases 1 to 1458 code for a protein of 485 amino acids. NCBI's taxonomy places the organism in Eukaryota, Fungi, Microsporidia.